CGUCACUUCCGUAAACAAAGGGCAUUGUGGAGGCGAGAGGUCCGGGAUGUGACCCCGGCUCAAGCUGCAGCUGUAGCAUCGGCGGCUGCAGCUGCGGCGGUGGCUUCAGAGGCCCCGGGGUCCUUGCAGGUUGUGGAAGAGGACCCUGAUCCCCUUUUUCCUCAGGUCAUAAGAAGCUGGCCUUGGUGCAGUAAGGAACUUAAAACAAUGGAGGAGCGCAAAGUGAAGAGGAGGAGUCCUAAGUCUUUUAGUGCCCACUCUACUCAGGUUGUUAAUGCCAAAAAAAAUGCCAUUCCAGUUAGUAAAAGCACGGGGUUUUCAAAUCCUGCAUCACAGUCAACUUCACAGCGACCAAAGUUAAAAAGAGUGAUGAAAGAAAAGACCAAACCUCAGGGUGGAGAAGGCAAAGGCGCUCAAUCAAGCCCGAUCCAGCACUCCUUCCUCACCGAUGUCUCUGAUGUCCAGGAGAUGGAGAGGGGGCUCCUCAGCCUUUUGAAUGACUUCCACUCUGGAAAACUCCAAGCAUUCGGAAAUGAAUGUUCCAUUGAACAGAUGGAACAUGUUCGGGGAAUGCAGGAGAAAUUAGCUCGCUUGAAUUUGGAGCUCUGUGGGGAGUUAGAGGCGCUUCCUGAGGAUAAGAGAAAAGCAGCCAGUGACGCCAAUCUGGACAGGCUUCUGUCUGACCUAGAAGAAUUGAAUUCUUCCAUCCUUUCAAAUUUCUGUUCUCUAGAAAUUCUAGAGCUGCACUGUCCAAUAUGGCAGCCACUAGCCAAGUAACUACUGAGCACAUGAAGUGUUGGCAACAUGGAUUGACAUGUGCUUUAAGUAAAACAUGCACACCUAAUUUCAAAGAUUUAGAAUGAAAAGAUGUAAACUGUCUCAAUAUUUUUAUGAUUACAUGUUGAAAUGAUAAUUUCCUGAUUAUGAGUAUAAAU
Messenger RNA from Balaenoptera musculus (blue whale), 935 nucleotides. RefSeq names its product coiled-coil domain containing 28A (gene CCDC28A). Lineage: Eukaryota; Metazoa; Chordata; Mammalia; Artiodactyla; Balaenopteridae. The coding region runs from base 208 to 777 and encodes 189 amino acids. The transcript has 6 exons. The record is from RefSeq and is a predicted model, not a curated record.